This is a messenger RNA of Zea mays, 2019 nucleotides long. RefSeq lists its product as uncharacterized. NCBI's taxonomy places the organism in Eukaryota, Viridiplantae, Streptophyta, Magnoliopsida, Poales, Poaceae. Gene Ontology annotation, cellular component: nucleus. The record is from RefSeq and is a predicted model, not a curated record. The coding region runs from base 319 to 1533 and encodes 404 amino acids. The transcript is spliced from 4 exons. Gene Ontology annotation, biological process: regulation of flower development. Gene Ontology annotation, molecular function: DNA-binding transcription factor activity; protein binding.
GCCAGCAGUACGCACAUACCGUGUACUGUUUCGCCAUGCUCUCAGAGAGAUGGCAAAUUAGAACAUUUUACGCUGUUGCAAAGACAACUUGUACGGCAUUUGAUUCCCUAAAAAAGGAAGGCUAUAAAAGAACCACUGAAAUAUUUUCGCACAAUAUGGUUAGCAGACAGCAGUUUUAAUUUCUUGUGUGGGUUCUUAAAAAAGGAUGACAUCUCGAGCCCCAUAGCGGCGCACAUCCUAGACUUCUACGACGACGACGACGGUGGCUGCGGCGGCGGCGGUGGCGAUCUCUUCGUGGGAGUGAACGCGGCCUCGGAUAUGUUCACGGUGCCAUCGGAGGAUGUCUCGACGUCAUCCGUAACGACGCCUCCUGCACCCUGCGGCGGCCAUGGCGACAACGCGUCGUCGUUGGACGCCGCUGCCUCGGCCUUCUCUCCCAUGCCGUUCCUCGACUCCACCCUCUCGGCUCUGCUCGAAGAAGAAGACGCACCGGUUCUAGACACGGAACUCCUCGCCAUCGACGACUACCGGUUCGCGGCGACGGCGGUAGCCGGAGAUGAGCCACGGCCCGAGCAGCAGCGGUUCGCACAGGUGCCGAUGGUGCUUCCGGUGGCAGAACACCCGAGUAGUCUGCAGACGCAGAUGAGCAGCACAGCGUUCGAGCUGCUGCACGCAGCGUCGUCGUCGUCGGGGUACACCGACAACGACUGCUUCGCGGCGGCAAUGGACGAAGGAGGAGGAGGGUACGUGGGCCUAGACGAGGCCCUUUGCCAGCAGCAGCAGCAUCAGCUCCUGCAACCUGGCGCGUUGCUCUCCGCUGGCAUGAUGGAGACUGCAGCGCAGGGUUGCUACUUCGUCAACGGCGGUCCGACAGCACAGGGAGUCCUGUUCGGUGCCAGUGGCAGCGGCGUGGUGAUGCCCAUGACGGCGGGGUUGGAGGAGAUCGGCGAGUACCAGCGCAUGAUGGAGAGCGCCAGCGCAGCGCUGGCCGCCACGCACAGCCCCGACGCGGACUCCGUCGCCGCGGCGCAGCAGAUGGCGUUUAGCGGCAACGGCGGGGAAAUGCAGGUAGAGCUGGGCGCUACUAGAACACACGGCAUGCAUGCAUGCAUGAACCGUUUCUUGAUGGUGCUCGAUCGGCAGAUGGGCGGCGGCAGCAUGAGCCCGGGGCGGCUGCCGGCGGCGACGGAGGCGGCGUCGAGCUUGGAGGACACCGACUUCAAGAGCGCCCGCAUCACCGUUGAGGAGAGACGGGAGAAGAUCCACAGGUACAUCAAGAAGCGGAACGAACGCAACUUCAGCAAGAAGAUCAAGUACGCUUGCAGGAAGACCCUGGCGGACAGCAGGCCCCGCGUGCGCGGCAGAUUCGCCAAGAACGACGACUAUGGCGAGCCGUCGUCAAGGGUGGCGCACAACCACGACGAAUACGACCACAUGGCCGCCAUGAAGGCACAGGACAUACUCGACCCCGACGCCCUGCAGGCCGCCAUGAACUCCUACAUGUACAACCACACUGUUGAGUCCUGGAUGUAACGCAAACACGUCGAGACGAUGGCGGUUUCGGGUUUUCUAAAUUUUGUUCAGUGAGCCUUACUUUAUUUGGUCGCCCCAUGGAAUAACUGGUCCUGGACAAAGUAUAGGUUAUAAAUUGUCCAGCUCGAUUUGCAUGCUAUAGACAUCGUGUUGAUUUCACCAACUUGAGAUAGAACCUGGCUAUAGUUCAGAGUUUUGAAUGUAGAGAUUUGUACUCGCUUUAUUGACUUCCAUUUUCAGCUCCAUUUUUAUGACUUCUCCCACUCAAAAUUGAAAGAAAAGGAUCUACAAUUAUAUCUGAGCAUUUGAGUCAAGAAAAAUCUUACUUCAAACAUUCCUAAAAAAGAAUGGUGGUACAGUUCGGCCUAAAAAAGAAUAGUGGUACAGGGCUUAAUACUGGAACCAUCAUACAAAAGCACAAAUCCAAACAAGAUCACAACGCCAGCACAUCACUAAACUGACUACAGAAGUGCACAGUUCGGCCUA